GGGCGGGGUGCGGGACGCGGUAGCCGGGUGCGCGCCGCCAGCACCGCCGCGGCACCGGUGCCCGCGAGCCCAGAGCGCGGGGUCCGGGGAUGCGAGCGGCUGGGAGCCGCCGCGCUGCUGAGCCGGGAGAACUCGAUCCGCGGUGACCUCAGCUAGGGGCGAGCGCGGCGGCGGCGGCGAGCCCCACGGGAAUCCUCCGGGCCGGGGUGCGGGGGGGUGGUGGGGUGACGGCGGGAGCGCGGGGCGCAGCCCGGGCGGGGCUGGGACAGUGAUGAGCGAGCGCGCGGGGAGGCUGCACGCCGCCGCCGCCGCCUCCCGGAGCAUCUGCCGCACGAGCUGCUGCCCGCGGACCCGGCCAUGGAGACGCUGAACGGCCCCGCGGGCGGAGGCGCCCCGGACGCGAAGCCGCAGCCUCCGGGCCAGCACCACCGCCACCACCACCUCCACCCUCUGGCCGAGAGGCGGCGGCUGCACCGCGCGCCCUCGCCCGCCAGACCCUUUCUCAAGGACCUGCACACCCGGCCCGCUGCGCCCAGUCCGGCGGUCCCCUCCUCCGGCCGAGCCGCGGCGCCCGCCGCCCUACGCUCGCCCAAUCUCGCGGGCAAGGCGCCUCCCUCGCCGGGGUCCCUGGUGGCGCCCGGCCGCCUCUCCCGGCGAAGCGGCGGCGUUCCGGGCGCGAAGGACAAGCCCCCGCCGGGAGUUGGGGCCAGAGCGGCGGGCGGUGCCAAGGCUGCCUUGGGAAGCAGGAAGGCGGCGCGCGUGGCGCCCGCGGAGCCGUUGUCCCGGGCUGGGAAGCCUCCCGGAGCCGAGCCGCCGCCCGCCGCUACCAAGGGCCGCAAAGCCAAGCGCGGCUCCCGGGCGCCCCCCGCCCGCACCAUCGGUCCUCUGACCCCGGCCGCCCGGAUCCCCGCCGUGACCCUCGCGGUGACCUCGGUGGCCGGCUCCCCGGCCCGCGGCUCGCGCAUCAGCCACACCGACAGCAGCUCAGACCUCUCCGACUGCCCCUCCGAACCCCUGUCGGACGAGCAGCGCCUGCUGCCUGCCGCUAGCAGCGAUGCCGAAUCCGGCACAGGCUCCAGCGACCGAGAACCCUCGCGAGGAGCACCGACGCCGAGCCCGGUAGCCCGGGGAGCGCCGCCUGGCAGCCCCGAGCCCCCCUCGCUCCUCGCCGCUCCUCUUGCCGCCAGCGCCUGUCCCGGGGGCCGGAGCAUCCCGGGCGGGGUUUCCGGGGGGUUCGUGGGGCCCGGCGCGGCGGAGGAUGCCAGGGGGCGCGCGCCGCUGGAGCGACCCGUCCCCGGGACCCCCAGGGAGCUCAGCCUGGGCGAGCAGCCUCGACUCGUGCCAGCGGCGGAGGAAGAGGAGCUGUUGCGGGAGAUGGAGGAGCUGCGCUCGGAGAAUGACUAUCUCAAGGAUGAAUUAGAUGAACUCCGUGCUGAGAUGGAAGAGAUGAGAGACAGUUAUUUAGAGGAAGAUGUUUACCAGCUGCAGGAACUUCGGCGAGAAUUGGACCGUGCUAAUAAAAACUGUCGAAUCCUGCAGUAUCGUCUCCGGAAAGCUGAGCAGAAAAGCCUGAAAGUGGCCGAGACGGGUCAGGUGGAUGGUGAGCUUAUUCGAAGCCUGGAGCAGGACUUGAAGGUAGCCAAAGAUGUGUCUGUCAGAUUGCACCAUGAACUUGAGACGGUGGAGGAAAAGCGCGCUAAAGCUGAAGAUGAAAAUGAAACUCUCCGACAGCAGAUGAUUGAAGUGGAGAUAUCCAAGCAGGCCCUCCAGAAUGAGCUCGAGAGGCUGAAAGAGAGUUCCCUAAAAAGAAGAAGCAGUCGGGAAAUGUACAAAGAGAAGAAGACCUUUAACCAGCAGAAUGGUGGAAUGGAGCGCCCUGGGAACUGCAGGCCCGCAACCAAAACCCAAAGGAAGCUGGCGCCCCGGCGCAAGGAUGACAGUGCCGAUUUGAAGUGCCAGCUCCAAUUUGCCAAAGAGGAAGCCUUCCUGAUGCGCAAAAAGAUGGCCAAGCUAGGAAGGGAGAAGGAUGAGCUGGAGCAGGAGCUCCAGAAGUACAAGUCCCUCUAUGGGGAUGUGGACAGCCCCCUGCCCGUGGGGGAAGCAGGCGGGCCCCCCAGCACCAGGGAGGCUGAGCUGAAGCUGCGGCUGAAGAUGGUAGAGGAGGAAGCCAACAUCUUGGGCCGGAAAAUAGUCGAGCUGGAGGUUGAGAACCGUGGCCUCAAGGCGGAGAUGGAGGACAUGCGGAGCCAGCAGGAGCGGGAGGGCGCGGGCCGAGACCACACACCCAGCAUUCCUACCUCACCCUUCGGCGACUCCCUGGAGUCCUCCACGGAGCUCCGCCGCCACCUGCAGUUUGUGGAAGAGGAAGCGGAGCUGCUCCGGAGGUCCAUCUCCGAGAUUGAAGACCACAACCGGCAGCUGACGCACGAGCUCAGCAAGUUCAAGUUUGAGCCUCCCCGGGAUCCGGGCUGGCUCGGGGAGAGUGUGAGUCCUAGUGCUGGGGGUGGGACCCCCCUGCAAGAGGAGCUGAAGUCGGCCAGGCUGCAGAUCAGCGAGCUCAGUGGCAAGGUGCUCAAACUACAGCACGAGAACCACGCGCUGCUGUCCAAUAUCCAGCGCUGUGACCUGGCCGCCCACCUGGGGGUGCACGCCCCCAGUCCUCGAGACAGUGAUGCCGAGAGCGAUGCAGGCAAGAAGGAGAGCGAUGGGGAGGAGGGCCGCCUGUCCCAGCCCAAGCGGGAAGGGCCUGUUGGCGGGGAGAGUGAUUCGGAGGAAAUGUUCGAGAAUACGUCAGGCUUUGAGAGCGGGAAGCCAUCGGAGGCCAGUGAGCCGUGCCCCACGGAGCUCCUGAAGGCCCAGGAGGACUCCGAGUGUCUAGUGACCCUAAAGCACGAGGCCCAGCGGCUGGAGCGGACCAUGGAGCGCCUCAUCACAGACACUGACUGUUUCCUCCACGAUGCCGGGCUGCAGGGUGGUGCACCCUCACCAGGGCCUGGCCUCCAGGGUGAAGAAGAUCAGGGCGAGGGGGACCAGCAGGAGCCCCACCUGCUGGGGACCAUCAAUGCCAAGAUGAAGGCUUUCAGGAAGGAGCUGCAAGCCUUCCUGGAGCAGGUGAACCGCAUUGGGGAUGGCCUGUCCCCCUUGCCCCACCUCACAGAGUCCUCCAGCUUCCUCUCCACUGUGACUUCUGUGUCCCGGGACUCCCCCAUCGGGAACCUGGGGAAGGAGCUGGGCCCCGACUUGCAGUCCAGACUGAGAGAGCAGCUGGAGUGGCAGCUUGGGCCAGCCCGAGGGGACGAGCGGCAGAGCCUGCGCCUCCGAGCCGCGCGGGAGCUGCACCGCCGCGCAGACGGGGAUGCUGGGAGCCACGGGCCAGGACGCCAGAGCUGCUUCAGCCUGGAGCUCAGGGGCCCCCCUGUUUUACCUGAGCAGAGUGUAUCCAUAGAGGAGCUACAGGGUCAGCUCAUGCAGGUGGCCAGACUGCAUCAAGAGGAGACAGAGACAUAUACAAACAAGAUCCAUAAGAUGGAGGAGGAGCACCUCUAUGCCUUGAGAUGGAAAGAACUGGAAAUGCACAGCCUGGCUUUGCAAAACACCCUCCAUGAGCGAACCUGGAGUGAUGAGAAGAAUCUGAUGCAGCAGGAGCUCCGGUCCUUGAAGCAGAACAUUUUCCUCUUCUACGUCAAACUCAGGUGGCUGCUGAAACACUGGCGGCAAGGAAAGCAGAUGGAGGAGGAAGGAGAGGAGUUCACUGAGGGUGAGCAUCCAGAGACCCUCCCCAGGCUCGGAGAGCUUGGAGUCCAGGCGGGUCACCAGGUGGAUGGCCCAGACCGCGACGACAGUGACCGAGGCUGUGGCUUUCCGGUGGGGGAGCACCCCCAACACUCCCGGCUGCAGAUUGGAGACCACAGCUUGCGACUGCAGACUGCAGACAGGGGACAGCCCCACAAGCAGGUGGUGGAAAACCAGCAACUGUUCAGUGCCUUCAAGGCCUUGCUUGAGGACUUCCGCGCGGAGCUGCGGGAGGACGAGCGUGCCCGACUGCGGCUGCAGCAGCAAUAUGCCAACGACAAGGCAGCCUGGGACGUGGAGUGGGCCAUGCUCAAGUGCCGCCUGGAACAGCUGGAAGAGAAGACUGAGAACAAGUUGGGAGAACUAGGCUCCUCCACUGAGAGCAAGGGGGCCUUGAAGAAGGAGAGAGAGGUGCACCAGCAGCUCCUGGCUGACAGUCACAGCCUGGUCAUGGACCUGCGCUGGCAGAUCCAUCACAGCGAGAAGAACUGGAACCGGGAAAAGGUGGAACUUCUUGACCGCCUGGACAGAGAUCGGCAAGAGUGGGAGCGGCAGAAAAAGGAACUCUUGUGGAGGAUAGAGGAGUUGCAGAAAGAGAACAGUCCCCGGAGAGCUGGCAGUUUCCUCUGUGAUCAAAAAGACGGCAGCGUUCGCCCCUUUCCCCACCAGGGAAGCCUCCGCAUGCCCCGUCCUGUGUCCAUGUGGCCUUGCGCAGACGCCGACUCGGUUCCAUUUGAAGACCGGCCGCUGUCCAAGCUGAAGGAGUCGGACAGGUGCUCAGCCAGUGAGAACCUCUACCUGGAUGCCUUGUCCCUGGAUGAUGAGCCAGAGGAGCCACCAGCCCACAGGCCUGAGAGGGAGUUCAGGAACCACCUCCCUGAGGAAGAAGAAAAUCACAAGGGAAAUCUGCAAAGGGCAGUGUCUGUGUCCUCCAUGUCCGAGUUCCAGCGCCUAAUGGACAUCUCCCCCUUCCUGCCUGAGAAAGGCCUGCCAUCCACCAGCAGCAAGGAGGACGUCACCCCGCCCCUGUCUCCAGACGACCUCAAGUACAUUGAGGAGUUCAACAACAAGAGCUGGGACUACUCACCCACCAGGGGCCACAAUGGUGGGGGGCCGGAGCUCUGGACCGAGAGGACCGAGGUGGGGCGGGCAGGGCACGAGGACAGCACAGAGCCUUUCCCUGACUCCUCCUGGUACCUGACUACAAGUGUCACCAUGACCACGGACACCAUGACCAGCCCAGAGCACUGCCAGAAGCAGCCGCUGCGGAGCCAUGUCCUCACUGAGCAGUCAGGGGUGCGCGUGUUACACAGCCCGCCUGCCGUGCGCAGGGUGGACAGCAUCACGGUGGCAGGGGGUGAGGGUCCCUUUCCCACAAGCAGAGCCAGAGGGAGCCUGGGAGACACCAAGGGGGGCCCUCCAGAACCCAUGCUAAGCAGGUGGCCUUGCACCUCCCCCAGGCACUCCCGGGACUACGUGGAGGGGACACGGCGCCCCCUUGAUACCCCCCUCUGCACCUCCCUGGGGUUUGCUUCCCCACUGCACAGCCUGGAGAUGUCCAAGAACUUGAGUGAUGACAUGAAGGAGGUGGCCUUCUCUGUCAGGAAUGCCAUCUGCUCUGGCCCUGGCGAGCUGCAAGUCAAGGACAUGGCCUGCCAGACCAAUGGGUCCCGGACGAUGGGGACCCAGACUGUUCAGACUAUCAGUGUGGGCCUGCAGACUGAAGCCCUGCGUGGUGUCACCAGCAGCCCCCACAAGUGUCUCACACCAAAAGCUGGGGGCGGUGCUACACCCGUGUCGUCUCCUUCCCGAAGCCUUAGGAGCAGGCAGGUGGCCCCGGCCAUUGAGAAGGUGCAGGCUAAGUUUGAACGCACAUGCUGCUCCCCCAAGUAUGGUUCUCCCAAGCUGCAGAGGAAGCCCCUCCCCAAAGCUGACCAGCCAAAUAACAGGACGUCACCAGGGAUAACCCAGAAAGGGUACAGUGAGUCAGCCUGGGCCCGCUCCACCACCACCAGGGAGAGCCCCGUGCACACCACCAUCAAUGAUGGCCUUUCCAGCCUCUUCAACAUCAUCGACCACAGCCCCGUGGUGCAGGACCCCUUCCAGAAGGGGCUGCGGGCCGGUAGUCGGUCUCGCUCAGCAGAACCCCGACCAGAGCUGGGCCCAGGCCAGGAAACAGGCACCGAUUCCCGAGGAAGGUCGCCUAGCCCCAUUGGGGUAGGCUCAGAGAUGUGCAGGGAGGAAGCGGGAGAGUGCACGCCAGUGAGGCAGGACUUAUCUGCUCCCCCUGGCUACACACUCACUGAGAAUGUGGCCCGGAUCCUCAACAAGAAGCUACUGGAGCAUGCCUUAAAGGAGGAGAGGAGGCAGGCUGCGCACGGGCCCCCAGGUCUCCACAGCGACAGCCACUCACUGGGGGACACGGCCGAGCCAGUGACCAUGGAGGAACUACCUUGUUCUGCACUAGCUCCAUCCCUAGAGCCCUGCUUCUCCAGGCCGGAGAGACCAGCAAACCGUCGCCCUCCGUCCCGUUGGGCCCCACAUUCCCCCACUGCCUCACAGCCUCAGUCACCCGGAGACCUGACGUCCUCAGAGGAACACGGUGGUGAGGAGCCACCCGAGGAGAAGCCACACCAUGAUGCAAGCUUGCAUGGAUUAUCACAGUAUAAUUCACUGUAAUUUGCAUAACCACACCAUCGCCAUGAACAAAAAAAACUCUGCCCAAAAGGAGAGAUCUAGUUUUCUCAAGGUCAAAGAAUGUUUUUAAAAACACACAGCUGCUGAAUGUUCAACCUGUGAAACUGAGAUGUUUCCAGAAUGAAACAGUAAAUGUGCCUGUAAUAACUUAAUUUUUUUCAUAGCUCAGAAAACUAUUUUUGUCUCCAUCUUUUUUAUACACAAUAUAUUAAAAAGGUAAAUAAGGUAUAAAUAGAUUUAAAAAUAAAAGUUUUAAAAAAUGUACAUUUAAAGAAAUUCUGAACACUCUUGCUGUCAAUACCUGACUGCCUCUCUGUUAACUUUGCACUGUUAGAUUUCGGUUUGGUUUAUUUCCGUGUUGAAUUAGAGUGGAUUAAGUUAAUUUUAUUUUGUCAGAGUUACUGUUUUUUAAGAAUUUUUUAAUGCUUCAGACUGUCUGAUUCAGUGAACUUUUUGUAGUGAAAAUGCCACAAAGCCAGUAGACAAGACAGAUAUUCUGUAUACUGGAGGGAAUACAGGACAUUUUUGAAAGGGUACGAAGUCCUCAGUGGGCUUAGAAAAGUCACUGUAUCAUCCAUAUAUUAUCUUACUCGGCUUGCACGUCUUCGGGUGCAUGUAUAUACCGCUACUGUGUCCUCGCCACCACCUAAAUGUGACUCAGUCUAUUCCACUGUAAUAUGUCGUGAAAUUCCUUGUACUGUACUUUUAUUGUUGGUCUUCUUGCAUCGAUGAUACAACAGCAACGACAUUUUUAAAUUAUUGUGAAAAGAUUAACUGGCAAUGUACAGCGUUUACUCAAAAUUUUCUUGUUUAAGGGAAGACACUACAAAAAGUCACGAGGAUACCAAAUGGAAACACAUGAUGGUGCCUCUGAGUCUGUAUGAGACCAUGAUGAAGUAGAAAUAAAGCCUUUCCGAGAUGGCA
Molecule: messenger RNA, 7413 nt
Organism: Saimiri boliviensis boliviensis (Bolivian squirrel monkey)
Lineage: Eukaryota; Metazoa; Chordata; Mammalia; Primates; Cebidae
Gene: MTCL1
Product: microtubule crosslinking factor 1
Biological process (GO): microtubule bundle formation; regulation of autophagy; establishment or maintenance of epithelial cell apical/basal polarity
Cellular component (GO): lateral plasma membrane; microtubule bundle; apicolateral plasma membrane
Molecular function (GO): microtubule binding
Source: RefSeq, a predicted model, not a curated record